UCUUUCUAUAGUGUGGUCGCGUGUCACAUAUCCGUCGCUUCAUUCUUGGUCAUUCUCGUUCGUUCUCGUUUACUGACUUUGUCAGGUGAAGAGUAUCGGCAAGUCGCUUUAAAGCGAUUCUUGGGUAAUAUAUAUCACAAACACCUAUUGAAUAUACCACAAAUGUCUGAAUCAGAUCUUUUGGCAAGCGACCAUAUUGAUGGUCUUGAUGGUCUUGAAAAUGGUCAAGAUGGAGAUACUAUCAUGCAAUGUGAUGGUGUUAAGCGAGAAUUAAGUGAAGCAAAUAUUGAUGAUCCUGAAUUAGAGGCAAUAAAAGCACGAGUAAGAGAAAUGGAAGAAGAAGCAGAGAAAUUAAAACAACUCCAAUCUGAGGUGGAUAAACAAAUGAAUAUGGGUAGUCCACCUGGUACAAGUCCAUUAAAUAUGUCAUUGGAAGAAAAAGUGGAAGUUGACAAUCGAUCCAUUUAUGUUGGCAAUGUUGAUUAUGGAGCUACAGCAGAAGAGUUAGAGCAACAUUUUCAUGGUUGUGGCAGUGUCAACAGAGUGACAAUUUUAUGUAAUAAAUUUGAUGGUCAUCCCAAAGGUUUUGCUUACAUUGAAUUUGCUGAACGCGAUUCUGUACAAACUGCAAUGGCCAUGGAUGAAUCUAUGUUUAGAGGUCGUCAAAUUAAAGUAAUGCCUAAAAGAACAAAUAAGCCUGGUUUCUCUAUGACAAAUAGGGGUCCCAGGGGUGCAAGAGGCUAUCGAGGUAUGACUAGAGGAAUUAUUCGUGGUAGUGCAUAUUAUGGAUAUAGACCUACAAGGCGGCCUAGGAGUUACAGACGUGGUUAUUAUAUGCCAUAUUGACCAUUUUAAAGUGGCAACCUUAUUCUACAAGAGAGUGUCAAAAG
Molecule: messenger RNA, 890 nt
Organism: Cataglyphis hispanica
Lineage: Eukaryota; Metazoa; Arthropoda; Insecta; Hymenoptera; Formicidae
Gene: Pabp2
Product: polyadenylate-binding protein 2-like
Exons: 7
Coding region: 163-846 (227 amino acids)
Molecular function (GO): RNA binding
Source: RefSeq, a predicted model, not a curated record